GUGUAACAAAACGCGCUGAUGCCAACUUCCAGUCGGCAUUUCUGAAUCAUCGCAACAAAUCCAGCAUCACCUCUGCUGCUGUUUGUGUUAGUGAGAUCGGAGAAACGACUCUGGCGAUGGUUUCACCCGCGAUGGAUUCAAAUCGUCACGUUCGAUAAGGGGGAAAACCGACAAUAAUCUGCUACGUUGUGGAUUCUGCGGAAAGAUCAGCUGCGUGUAGAACGUUAGUCGCGUUCUGGUUUUGACGAAGAUCUGAUCGAGUCAAGAGAGAUGAAUCAGUUUGUGUGCUUCCUAGUUUUAUGUUUUCUGUGUUCGAUUCAGUUUUCCGAAGCAUCCUACCAAUGUGGAAUCAGACAACACGGAUUGGUUCCACUGAUCAAAGAUGGUUGGCAAGUGGAAGAGGGUCAGUGGCCAUGGCAUGUGGCAGUGUUCAAUCGAUUGAAGAGUACCGAUCGGUUCAAGUAUGGCUGUGGGGGCACUUUGGUCAACGAAAAGCACACCCUAACAGCAGCUCAUUGCGUCAAACGAAAACGGUCACAUGUUUUGUAUGAGAUUGAGCUUCAUUUUGGUCAGCAUAAUCUGUCGAAGUGGACAGAUAACGUUGUGAUUCGCGACGUUAGUAAAAUACAUGUGCACCCGGAAUAUGAGCCAAAUAAGAAUGACAUCGCUGUGCUGGUGAUGCGAUUGCCAGUGGAGUACUCCGACACAGUGAUCCCGAUUUGUCUGGACCAGAAAGUGCACCGUGAUUUGCGCGAGUUGGAAGGUAAAUCCGGAUGGGUCACAGGGUGGGGAAUGACGGAGAACGGGACCAUUUCAGAUGUGCUUCGGACGACAUCACUGUCCGUGGUUAGUUAUGUGACGUGUCUGAAGGACGACCCGAAUCUGUAUGGUAAAAGCUUGAACGAAAAAGUCUUCUGUGCUGGAAAUAACACAGGAAGCAGUCCUGGACAGGGAGACAGUGGCGGCGGCAUGUACAUCAGUGAUGGCGAUCGUUGGCAGCUCAGGGGAAUUAUUUCCUUUGGAAAGUUCAACGAAUUGAUGCAAUCAAUUGAUGCCUCCAAGUACAUCGUGUUCGCUAACGUUGAAUGGUACUUAACAUGGAUUAAGGAAAUUUUUGCCGCGAAUGAACCUCGACAGGACAAGAGGCAGAAACGAAUUAGUGAGCUAGAGUGCGAACGAUUCCAAAGACUGACGAGAAAACGACGCAACGGUGAUUGUUUCAACAGAUAUAGGCACAACGUGAUGGUAAUUGAUUCGAGAGGCAUGCUUAUGUGCAAUGGUGUCCUGGUAGAUGAGUCCCAUGUCAUUACCACUUGCAAUUGCGUUCGUAGUUUUAAAUCAGAUGCACGAUACUUGCAAGCAAAAUUGCGAAUCGAAACAUACGGAGAAGUGGCCGUUUCGGAAAUGGCAUGUCAUCCGAAGCAUACCGACCGAAGCCAACGCUACGAUAUGGCCAUUCUUAAAUUGAAUGCAUCGGUAUUGUUCAGCAAUACCCUGAUUCCAGCUUGCUUGGCCAACAACUGGACGGAAAAUCUAUACGACAUCCUCGUCCAAACGGCUUUCGUCACUGAAACGAUUGAUAAUCACAUGACCCUGGUCGAGUCGGACGAGAAUAGAAUAUCCCUAUAUGAAAAAUGCAAAUCACUGCGUAGACCCGAGUGGUUCAACAGGUCUGGCCUCAUCGAGGAACUAUGUGUCAACAAUACAGAUCAAUUGAUGUACAAUGCCUAUCCUGAAUUGACGAUGAGUAAAUCAUCCGGUGCAGUGCUACAGACGUCCAACAGGCAAUCGUGUAUAUCCACUGUCGUUGGCCUGAAGGUUCAUAAUGAAGGAAGCAAUGAAUAUCCCAAACAGUAUUGGAUGGAAAUUUAUGCUCGAAUUGCUUACCAUUUGGACUGGAUUGAGCAGAGCAUCUGGAAUGGACAAUCCCAAGUGGAUGCAGAACUUCCUCUGCUGGGGGUAGAUGACAAAUGCGGAAUCUACCACCAUGAUAGAGGAGUUGAGGAGUGGCCAUGGAGUACGGCAAUUUUCCACCGGAAUCCGAAUACCAGCGUGUUCGAACUAAUUUGCAGCGGAACCCUUAUCAGCAAGAAGCACGUUUUGACAACGGCACAGUGCGUACUGAAUCACACCACCGGAAGACCUUUGCCAGAGGACUCUUUUGAACUGCACUUCGGACUGAAUCGCUUGGAUCAACGUAGCGUAAACGUGCAAAUGCGAUACGUCAGAGAAGUUCAUAUUCACCCGGACACUUCGGGUCACAACGUAGCGGUACUGGUGACCAGCUGGCCGAUCAAGAAUACACCGUUUGUGACGUACAUCUGCACUGUGCCGAGCAACGAUUCGGAGUUUUGGAACUUGGAAGGACAACCUGCCUACAUCACUGGCUGGCAAACAAUUGAAACGGGGAAAUCAAGCAAUGAUUUGAAGUCAUCUAACGUUUACUUCCUUGAUCGCCAGGAGUGCUUCGAAGGCGGACUGCAGCUCUCUUCAAACCAGUAUUGUUCCGACUAUCCUUAUGAAAGACAGAGCGUCGCUGACCGCGGAUCGGGACUGUAUCACAAAAGCCUCGACAAUUUGCUAGGGUCAUGGGCUUUGGCGGGAAUCGUGUCAUCCGAGAUGGAAGGAAACGGCGCAGAAAGAUACACCAUUUUGACUAGUCUUCAGCCGUAUAUCACGUGGAUUGAAGGAAUCAUGUCAAGCAAAAAAUCUAGAAGAAUCAGUCAAAGAGAAUGCGAGCGUUUCGGCAGCCUGACUCAGAAAAGCAACGGAGUUUGUGAAAAUUCGUGGGGCCCUUCGCUAGGAUAUCCACCACAUGUGGUCUCGCUCCAUGACGACCUCUUGAACAUCAUUUGCCUUGGUGUACUUGUGACAGAAAAUUACAUAUUGGCUUCGUGUCAAUGCAUACGGCACCACCGUCGUCUCAAAACAGCCAAGAUUAGCUAUCAUGGCAUGGUCAACAUUUCGGACAUGAUGUGCCAUGCCGACUAUAAUUCCACCAACUUUCAACAUGAUGUCGGUGUUCUGAGGCUAUCCACUGCCGUUGCACUAUCCAGUCAACUGGUUCCGGCCUGUUUAGGAAGCAGUUUGUCGGAGAACCUCAAGGAUGCCAUGUUACAAACAACGCUUUUCAGCGAUUUGAGUAAGAACGUAAGGCGUUGGCCACACUCAACAUAUUACUACAUCGGUAAGAAGGACGAAUGCGACAAGUUGAUCCAAGAAUCACAUCGCUUGAACCCCGGCCAGACGUGUGUGAUCAACCCAAGCUUGGAAACCGACAAAUUCAACGGAAGUAUUGUGCAGAUGGUAGAUAGUCGAACCUGUCGCUUCACGGUGAUCGGUAUAGGGAGCACUGAGUUUGAAAACCCUCAUAUCAGUCCAGCCCCCAGAAUUGGAAUUGUUCAUCGUAUUGAUCACUAUCUGGAUUGGAUCGAGCAGAUCGUAUGGAAGAGGAGCUUCCAAUGCGGAAAAGCUAGACCACUGGUUGCCACCAGGUUAUUUAAAGUUAGUUGUGUUUGACAUUGAACAAUUGUUAAAUACUUUUAUGCAAUUCAGUGUCAUUAUUUCCAUUUUAUACUACUCAUUUUAGUAUCAUAAUGACCAACUUUUCCGUACCGGUUCAUAAUGCAACUGAAAUGAGUUGCAUA
This is a messenger RNA of Aedes albopictus (Asian tiger mosquito), 3647 nucleotides long. RefSeq lists its product as uncharacterized. The coding region runs from base 271 to 3519 and encodes 1082 amino acids. The transcript has 12 exons. NCBI's taxonomy places the organism in Eukaryota, Metazoa, Arthropoda, Insecta, Diptera, Culicidae. The record is from RefSeq and is a predicted model, not a curated record. Gene Ontology annotation, biological process: proteolysis. Gene Ontology annotation, molecular function: serine-type endopeptidase activity.